This is a messenger RNA of Alexandromys fortis (reed vole), 2209 nucleotides long. RefSeq names its product vesicle associated membrane protein 2 (gene Vamp2). Gene Ontology annotation, biological process: vesicle fusion; SNARE complex assembly; vesicle-mediated transport. Lineage: Eukaryota; Metazoa; Chordata; Mammalia; Rodentia; Cricetidae. Gene Ontology annotation, cellular component: plasma membrane; SNARE complex. The transcript is spliced from 5 exons. Gene Ontology annotation, molecular function: SNAP receptor activity; syntaxin-1 binding. The record is from RefSeq and is a predicted model, not a curated record. The coding region runs from base 165 to 515 and encodes 116 amino acids.
UGCCGCGCCCCGCCCCCGCCGCAGUGCCCGGAUGCGGGUGACGUGCGGCCGCCAUCUUCCAGUCCCGGGCAGCCAGAGCCAGUCGGAGCCAGCGCGAGCCGCCGCUGCCGCCGCCGCCGCCGCCAUCACUGCCUCUGCCAAGUCCUCUGCCCGCUGCCCCCGCCAUGUCGGCUACCGCUGCCACUGUCCCGCCUGCCGCCCCGGCCGGCGAGGGUGGCCCCCCUGCACCCCCUCCAAAUCUUACCAGUAAUAGGAGACUGCAGCAGACCCAGGCCCAGGUGGAUGAGGUGGUGGAUAUCAUGAGGGUGAAUGUGGACAAGGUCCUGGAGCGGGACCAGAAGCUAUCGGAGCUGGAUGAUCGUGCAGAUGCCCUCCAGGCAGGGGCCUCCCAAUUUGAAACAAGUGCAGCCAAGCUCAAGCGCAAAUACUGGUGGAAAAACCUCAAGAUGAUGAUAAUCUUGGGAGUGAUUUGCGCCAUCAUCCUCAUCAUCAUCAUCGUUUACUUCAGCACUUAAAUCCCUGAGGAGUCUGCCCUGCCUAAGAAGGGCCUCUCUCCCACCCCCAGCCGUUCCUCCACCUCUCAGCCAUAUCUUUCAGCCCCCCUCCCUUGGAUCCGUGUGUGUGUGUCCGUGUGUGUGCCCCCUGUAAAUAGCCAGCUGUUAUUUAUACAUAUAUAAUAUUAUAUAUAUUUGGUCUGUUUGUAGUUUUAUUACUAGAAGAUUUUUUCCGGUUGUCCUUAACACCCCUUCCUGAGGUUCCCCUCACCUCUCUCUCUCAUCCUCUGUCCCUUUUCCUCUUUUCCUGAUAGCCCCAAGUCCCCUCAUUUGCAUCUGCUAUGCAAUAGCCCCUCUCCUCCUUCCCUUGGAUUUAACUGGCCCUUCCCUAGCUUCCCUCUACAAUUCCUGACCCUCCCGAAACAAAAAGCAAACUCCACAGAAACAAACAAAAACUCCCACCUGUCCAGGCUUCCCUAGGUUGCAUCUUGUAUCCCUUGGAAGGCUCUGAGACUGGUCCCACUUGGUCCUAAGAAUUCCAAGGUUUUCUGGGAGCUUCCAAGAUAUUAAUUAGCAUAUCAUUUGCAUACCAACAUCUUUUGCGUUUUCUUCCUUUUUGUUCCAUCACUCUUCUCUGUUUUCUUUCUUUUCUGAAGAGUUUGUCUCCAUUGGUCCUCUUAUCACACUUCAUUUGCACGACAUUACCUGCAGGUGGUGGGGAGCCUAGGCUUUUGGGGAACCAGGCUGCUCUGGGCCCCAGAAUUGCCCCCUCCAGCCCCUCUAGUCUAGUUUACCUCCCUUACCCCAUUUCCCAAACCUCUUGUACCCUCCUCUUCCUCCCCCCCAGCUGGUGUGUGUCUUGGAGUUCAGUGUGUUAUGAUGGACCAAUAAUUCUGCCACUCGGGGUCUCUCCCUACAUUCCUGCUCCCCAGUUUUCAUGUGGGGCACUCAACUGACAUUCCCAGGAGGUCUCCCUCCCUCCCAUCUGCCUGAUCUGCCUCCUCCUCCCACCAGGAGAAUUGGGGGCUGACCACAAUCUGAUUCCUUGAGGAGGGGUGGCUCCAGUGUGUGUGUGUCAUCACUGCCUUGGGGAGGAGCAGGACAAACUAGAAUCCCCCCAAUUCCUGCCUGAAAUAUCUGGCCUCUUACUUGCUAGAGGUUGGAAUGAAAACUUUCCUCCCCAAUCUGGGGGUGGGUGUUGCCCCCCAUCACUGCCCAGCUCCUCUGACUGCCCCCCUGUAUUCAGGGUGGGGGUACUAGUCACUGCCAAUAUGUGUAUGGGACUUGCUGGAUGGUGGGGAUCCUCACCUUUCUCCAGGGCUGUUAAGCCCAGAGAGAGUGGGGGAGAGAGAGAAAGAGAGAGAGAGUGCAAGCUAUUCCCUUUUUGGGUGAAAUGAUAGAAGAAGGAUCUAGUCUUUUAAAAUGGCACAGUUUUAGGGGUCUGAGGGUACAGCCCCUUAACCUACCACGGUGGGGGGAGUGUCCCCAAACUCUUCCCCCCUACACACCAGGUUUUCUAUGUGGAGGGGAACCAAGGAGAUCUAAACUGUGGUGUGAAAGGGUAGGAGAGAUGCUGGGGGUGGGGGUGCUUGUGUUCUAGACCCCCAAUAUUAUCCCAGUGUCCCCUGCCUUCCUUCUUCCCCUUCCCCAUGCCCCCAAUUCUGUGGCGCAUCCAGAUUGUGAAAAUGUACAAUAAACGUGUAAUGAGUAACCAG